GAGCGAAUGAUAUCUCGAACGUCGAUCAGCGGCUGAUAGUGUUCUAACAGAAUCUGUCGACCUAUCAAAGAAAGUCAUCCCCAUUCCACGGCCGGUACACGACAAACACAGAAUGCCAUGAAGAACAUCACGGAUGCCAAAAAGUGGCAGUGGUGGGGUAGGGAAAAGUGGGAGAUUGCGGACCCAGGAUGCACCUUAUGUCCUGUCUCUCUCUAUGGAUGAAUCUGUGCUACCCGGAUCCAUGACAGAUGACUUUCUCGUUUUGCCUUCUUAUCAGCGCCUGUUCGCGCGGGCGUGGAAACUCUACUUGGAAGAUCCUGAUCGAGGGAUACUUGUUACUGGGCAACCAGGAAUUGGUAAAAGUACCUGGUUGCGGUACGCCCUUAUUCGGCUGCUGAAAAAGCAGCAAGUCGUCCUGUUCGCUCAAGACGAACGGUACCACCUGUUUUAUCAUGAUUGUGUCUAUACAAUCUCAAGCGGCAAGUUGAGCAAUGACUAUCUGCCACGGCCUCCGGAGAACGGGUACUUCUGGGGCCUUAUUGAUUCCGACAAACGCGCUGUCCAACCCCAUUCUGCACUGCUUGAUUUGCCCAUCUUCCCCGUUCAAGCCGCAUCUCCGAACCGCAUCCGGUACCGUCAAUGGCUCAAGCAGCGGGAGGGAUUUACGCUCGAGCUUCAGAAAAGGUACAAAAGGCUGCGUGCAAAAGCGAAGAAGGCUCUCGAACGGAGCGAGGAUCGUUCGCACCAAGCCGAUGACGCUGUGGCUAACGUGCUGCAGAUCAGUAGGAAGGAGGCGCCCAUGAAGGCAAAGAUCUUGGCUGCGCUCAACUAUGCCAUCGAGCUGUAUGGCUACUCUGCACGUGACAUCUAUGCGGCGGUCUUUACCCCGAACGAGAUGGCAGCGUCUUUUCACCAGGCAUUGAAUGAUGCCUCCUUUAAGGAUAUUUUCAAUAUCCUUCCCCACACAAACACUACCAACCCAGACACAUUGUCCCAUUGGCUAGUGACUGUCGUCGUUUCUCCGAAGGAUAGCAUCAACUACAGUGACGACUUCGGCAUCGACUCCAAGUCGAAUCACAUCAUGGAGAAGCUCAAGGUCCACUUUGAGAAGGUUCAGCACGAAGAGGCACGUCAAAUGAUGAUGAAGUGCCGCACGUUCGAGAGCGGGUCAUUUCGCGGAUUCAUUUUCGAGAAAAUAGCCCAUAACUACCUGUCAGGUGCUGAGGACGUUCCCAAUGCCCUCCCUCCCCUUGUCCCGAUGCGCAAGUCAAAACGCAAGUCAAAACGCAAAACAGCCGCUGAUGCGCCAGCUGCCGAAUCGAAAACCGAAGCUGCGCUUGUAUCGUUUUCGAUGGCCGCAUCGCCCCAGGAGUCUGAUUUCCUUGACAUCUUUCUUCCUGUUCGAGCUAAGGACAUCAGGGUGGUUGACUUCCAGCAUGACACGUUCAGCGAAGGAAUCUGUCAAUACUUCUACGCUGCGAGAUCCCCCAACAGCCCGCUCUUUGACUCGUUCUUCGUCGAGCUCCAGGAGGACGUCGAAGUAGUCACAGCUAUCAUAUGGUUGUUCCAAGUGACGCUCCGCGAGCGACAUGAAGGGUCAACAUCGGGAUAUCAACUGAUUCAGAAGAUCAAAGGAUUGGCUCUCGCUCGAGCUCAGAAGCGUGCAAAACACGGCUUGGAUCAAUUCGCGAUAGAGCAAGAAGUUAGUACGGUGGGAUCAGUACGUUCUCGUCUGCCGGAGAGGACAGCGAAGAAACGUACUUGGGUGAUGCCUGAGGGAUGGGAUAAGCAUGAAGGGGAGGUAUACGGUCAGCUGGUUCCCGACGGGUUUAGCGAGGGCUAACUGCUGUUUAGCACCGACAUCUGCCUGCGAUAGACCGUCGUAUCGCAUAAUUCAACAGUCUCACAGAUAUUACUCAUGUAGUUAAUUCGAUACCCAAGAACUUUGAUACCCAAG
Molecule: messenger RNA, 1957 nt
Organism: Laetiporus sulphureus 93-53
Lineage: Eukaryota; Fungi; Basidiomycota; Agaricomycetes; Polyporales; Laetiporaceae
Exons: 7
Coding region: 134-1843 (569 amino acids)
Source: RefSeq, a predicted model, not a curated record